AUGUUUUCGAGAUCCAAGAACCAGCCUUCCGACCUGGAGGCAGCCCAUCAAGAAUCAGAUAUCCAGACUAGUGUCUUCUUUGUAACGAAUGUGCACUGCGCAUCAUGCGUUGCAUAUAUCACAGAGGUGCUCUCCGAGACCCCUACUGUCGGAAACAUCGAAGUCACGAUCCUGACACAUGAAGUGCGUGCGAGCCACAGCACUACCGUUCGGCCGGUGGACCUCGUCAACGCGCUGAUUCAUGCCGCAUUCGAAGUACAAUAUGUAACGACAUUUGACCAACAAGGAAAGCUCAUCUUGGAACUUGAUACCUCUUCCUGGAACUAUCGUGGCUCCACACUGUUCUCCUCGCCGCGAACAUCUGUCACUAGUAUCUCGUCCAACAUCAAAGAGCGAAUCCAGACUAGCACCCACAAGCGACACAUUGCCAACUGUGAUGCAUGCAGGAAGGAAGAACUCGAGACCAUUUCUCGUCAUUCUUCUUCUCGGACGGAACUAGGAUCUUUGGUCGAGAAGUCCUCACAGUCUCCCUUCUGGCCAUCGAGCAAGCACCACGAACAAGCCAGCACUGCUACGAAGCUCGGAUCAACACCGGAGAAUGCUGUGCAGGAGAGUCUUCGUUCAUUUGCCACCUCCGAAACAAAAGUUCAACCCGACUUGUCCACCCCAGAGUUCCCCCCGGGUAUAGCAGAACUUCCCAGUCCGUCUGCUGAAUCGGCUGAUGAAUUCACGGCUCAGCUUAGUGUUGGGGGAAUGAGCUGCGCAUCAUGUGUCAAUAGCAUUACCGCACAAGUCCAACAGCUUGAGUUUGUGAAGGAAAUCACUGUCAACCUUCUCACCAACAGCGCAACCGUAAUUUAUGUUGGACCUCGCGAUCAUGUUGACGAUAUUGUUGAGCAAAUUAAUGAUGCUGGAUUUGAAGCAUCCUUGGACGAGGUGACCCAGGUUCCCAAACCACCGGUCUUUACAGAGCUGGCAGCAAACUAUGUCAGCGAGAUUGCAAUCACUGGGAUGACAUGUGGCUCCUGUGUCGGCGGGGUGACUCGAGGACUUGAAGAACUUUCUUUUGUUCGCGAUGUGUCUGUGAACCUGCUUUCCCAUAGCGGGAGGGUGGAAUUUGAAAGCCGAGAAAAUCUUCAUAAAAUCAUAGAGAAGAUUGAAGAUCUUGGAUACGAUGCCACCGUCAAUAGUGUCUCUCCAUUGAAAGGUGGCGGCGAAAAGUUCGGCACUGCCCAAACUAGAACAAUCUCUAUACAAUUGGAUGGAAUGUUCUGUCAUCAUUGCCCACAAACUGUUUUGGGGGCAGUGAAAUCAGUCCCCGGUGUCACCAUCGAGGAGGCACUCUCCGAGAAAACCCCUAUCCUCAAAGUCAUCUACACUCCACAGCCACCUUUGCUCACCGUUCGCACAAUAAUCUCAGCGAUCAACUCGGCAAAUGACAAUUUUGAUGCGACUGUAUAUCACCCACCCAGCAUUGAAGACCGGUCUCGUGCGAUCCAGCAUCAUGAACGGACCCGUCUGUUGAUACGAUUGCUUUUCGUCUUUAUCACUGCCAUCCCGACUUUCUUUAUAGGCAUUGUCUUCAUGUCUCUUGUCUCGUCUGAAAACUCCGUGCGAAUGUAUCUGGAGCAAACUAUGUGGUCUGGCAGUGUAACUCGCAUCGAAUGGGCGCUAUUCAUAAUGACAACUCCUGUUAUGUUCUACGGCACUGAUGUGUUCCAUAUCCGGGCUAUGAAGGAGAUUUAUGCGCUAUGGCGGCCUGGAAGUCGGGUGCCGAUCCUUCGGAGAUUCUAUCGUUUUGGCAGUAUGAACCUUUUAAUCUCUGCAGGCACAUCAGUGGCCUACAUCUCGUCCCUGGCAGUACUUAUCGUCGAUGCAGUUGUGGGUACCAAGUCAAGCCCCCAUAGCACGACUUAUUUCGACUCGGUUGUCUUCUUGACUCUGUUCAUUCUUGUUGGUCGGUACCUGGAGGCCUACAGCAAAGCCAGAACUGGUGAUGCUGUCACGUCUUUGGGCAAACUUCGACCUUCAGAAGCACUAUUGUCUGAUGAUACUUCCGAAGAUGGAGUGAAGCGUACGAGUGUUGACCUCCUGGAGAUUGGUGACAUCGUCAGUAUCCCGCACGGCGCCUCGCCUCCUGCAGAUGGAGUUAUCGUCGACAACGCGUCAUACCAAUUCGAUGAAAGCUCUUUGACAGGAGAAUCGCGACCAGUCAAGAAAACAGCGGACGACAUAGUAUACACAGGCUCUGUUAAUGUCGGCCAGCCGGUCCGGAUCCGUAUCACUGAGCUCGGCGGUUCAUCCAUGCUUGACCGAAUCAUCGCCGUAGUUCGUGAGGGACAAAGCAAGCGUGCACCUCUUGAAAGAGUUGCUGACCUUCUCACUUCGCAUUUCGUCCCUAUCAUCACCCUCAUCGCCAUUUUGACCUUCAUUAUCUGGUUGGCGCUUGGUCAUUCCGGCGUACUCCCCGCAGAUUAUCUCGAUGUCGCACAUGGUGGCUGGACAUUCUGGGCGCUGGAAUUUGCAAUUUCAGUGUUUGUGGUGGCUUGUCCCUGUGGUCUGGCCCUUGCAGCCCCUACGGCGCUUUUCGUUGGGGGCGGCCUGGCAGCCAAGCAUGGUAUCUUGGUCAAAGGUGGUGGUGAGGCCUUCCAAGAAGCCAGUCGCUUGAAUGCAAUCGUCUUUGACAAGACAGGCACAUUGACCGAGGGUGGAAGUCUGAAAGUUUCUGAUUAUGAAGUUUUGAUCCGUGACCCAGAAGUUGCAAAAGUCGCAUGGGCUCUGGCUCGGAAAAUGGAAGAGAGCAGCAACCAUCCGAUUGCCCAGGCAAUAACUGAAUUCUGCAAAACACAAGAAUAUUCCUCUGUCAUGUUGUCAGACGUUCAUGAGAUUUCCGGGCAUGGCAUGAAAGGAACUUUUACUGUGUCUGUCUCCGACUCCGAAGAGCAGUAUGAAGCUGCAAUUGGCAACGAACGUCUUCUCAAGAGCCUCGUGUCCCCCGAAACAGACACAUACUUCAUUUCCAACUUGCUGGCGAAAUACCAGUCAGCAGGAAAGUCGACUGCGGUCCUUUCACUCCGUCAAGUACACACCCCGCCCACCGAACCAUCCAACUUCGUACCCGCCAUUAUCUUCGCCACCUCAGACACGAUUCGCCCGGAAGCCAUGGGUAUAAUCUCCCAGCUUCAGAAGCGCAACGUUGAUGUCUUCAUGUGCACUGGCGAUAACCAGACCACCGCCCAUGCCGUCGCAGACAUGAUUGGCAUCCCACGCUCCAAGGUGAUGGCCAACGUCCUGCCAGCGGAGAAAGCCAGCUUUGUUCGUCAGAUUCAAGAACGUUCGCUGAAUACAGCACCGGCCGAUGGUAAUGCCGCGCCGAGCUCAAACUCAUCACGUCCCAUUGUCGCCUUCGUUGGCGAUGGAGUGAAUGACUCGCCUGCUUUGGCAGCAGCAGACGUGAGCAUUGCCAUGGCAUCUGGCUCCGACGUCGCUAUCAACUCUGCCAGCUUUGUCCUCCUCAAUUCAGAUCUCAGAACGAUUUUGCAGCUGGUCCUGCUCAGUCGCCGCGUGUUCAAUCGCGUACGUAUGAACUUCGGCUGGGCAGUUAUCUACAAUCUCUGUCUGGUUCCGGUUGCCGCUGGCGUCCUCUAUCCUAUCGUUAGUGGCCACCAUGAGAAAAUGAUUGAUGGUCACAUGGUCAUGGCCAAGGAACAUUGGAGACUGAGUCCGGUCUGGGCUGCUUUGGCCAUGGCAUUGAGCAGUAUUUCUGUUGUGCUGAGUAGUUUGGCUUUGAGAAUUGAUAAAGAGAGUAUCAUGAAGAUCGUGAGAAGGAAAAAGUAG
Molecule: messenger RNA, 3837 nt
Organism: Penicillium vulpinum
Lineage: Eukaryota; Fungi; Ascomycota; Eurotiomycetes; Eurotiales; Aspergillaceae
Product: putative copper resistance-associated P-type ATPase
Exons: 1
Coding region: 1-3837 (1278 amino acids)
Biological process (GO): copper ion homeostasis; monoatomic cation transport
Cellular component (GO): membrane
Molecular function (GO): copper ion binding; P-type divalent copper transporter activity; ATP binding
Source: RefSeq, a predicted model, not a curated record